GGGCCAGUGUCAUUCACGGACGUGGCCGUGGACUUCACUCAGGAGGAGUGGCAGCAGCUGGACCCUGAUGAGAAGACAACCUACAGGGAUGUGAUGCUGGAGAACUACAGCCAUCUGGUCUCCGUGGGGUACGACAGCACCAAACCAAACGUGAUCCUCAAGUUGGAGCAGGGAGAGGAGCCUUGGGUAGCAGAUGGCGAGUUUCCACGGCAAUUUCACCCAGAAGAAGUCUGGAAAGUUGAUGACCUGAUGGAGAGAGCCCAAGAAAAUAAAGACGAAUGUUCAAGGCAAGCUGUUUCUAUCAACAGCAGAACCCUGACUAAGGAGAGAGAGGUUGCAUUUGAUAAAACUUAUAACAUGGAAAUAAGCCUUGUUCCUUCAAACCUAAUGUCUCAUAAUUGUGUCUCAUGUGGAAAGACUUUGGGAUCUACUUCAGAAUUAAUUAUUAGUGAUGGAAGCUAUGCAAGAGAGAAACCUGUUGAGUGUAGUGAAUGUGGGAAAACAUUUCAUGGAGAGAAACUCUAUGAAUUUCAUCAAAAUGGGGAAGCCUUUUCUCAAAAUGAAGAAAGUAUUCAGAAAAUUAGUAUUUUGGAGAAACCCUUUGAAUAUAAUGAAUGCACAGAAGCCUUAGACAAUGAAGCUGUUUUCAUAACUCAUAAGAGAGCUUAUAUGGGGGAGAAGCCCUAUGAUUGGAAUGAUUCUGGAUCAGACUUCAUCCAGAUGUCAAGUUUUAAUGUAUACCAGAGAUCACAGAUGGAAUUGAAGCCCUUUGAAUGCAGUGAGUGUGGAAAAUCCUUCUGUAAAAAGUCAAAAUUCAUUAUACACCAGAGGGCUCACACAGGAGAGAAACCUUACGAAUGUAACGUAUGUGGGAAAUCCUUCAGCCAAAAAGGGACCCUCACUGUACAUCGGAGAUCACACUUAGAGGAGAAGCCCUAUAAAUGCAAUGAGUGUGGAAAAACCUUCUGUCAGAAGUUACACCUCACUCAACACCUGAGGACUCACUCAGGAGAGAAACCGUAUGAAUGUAAUGAAUGUGGGAAAACCUUCUGCCAAAAGACACAUCUCACCUUACACCAGAGAAACCAUUCAGGAGAGAGACCGUAUCCAUGUAAUGAAUGUGGCAAAUCCUUCUCCCGCAAGUCAGCCCUCAGUGACCAUCAGAGAACGCACACGGGAGAGAAACUUUAUAAGUGUAAUGAAUGUGGAAAAUCCUACUACCGAAAAUCCACCCUUAUUACACAUCAGAGAACACACACAGGAGAGAAACCCUAUCAGUGUAGUGAAUGUGGGAAAUUCUUUUCUCGGGUGUCAUACCUCACUAUCCAUUACAGAAGUCAUUUAGAAGAGAAGCCCUAUGAAUGCAAUGAAUGUGGCAAAACCUUCAAUCUAAACUCAGCCUUCAUUAGACAUCGGAAAGUACACACAGAUGAGAAACCUCACGGAUGUAGUGAGUGUGGAAAGUUCUCAUAUCUCACCAACCAUCACACAACUCACUUAGGAGAGAAGCCCUAUGAAUGUAGUGAAUGUGGGAAAACCUUACUUGAAAAUUCAGCCUUCGAUGGGCACCAGUCACUUCCCAAAGGGGAAAAGUCCUAUGAAUGUAACAUAUGCGGGAAAUUGUUUUCUGAGCUGUCAUACUAUACAAUACAUUAUAGAAGUCAUUCAGAAGAGAAGCCCUACGGAUGUAACGAAUGUGGGAAAACCUUCUCCCAUAACUCGUCCCUCUUUAGACAUCAAAGAGUCCACACAGGAGAGAAACCCUACGAGUGUUAUGAAUGUGGGAAGUUCUUCUCUCAGAAGUCUUACCUCACUAUACAUCAUAGAAUUCAUUCAGGAGAGAAGCCCUAUGAAUGUAGUAAGUGCGGGAAAGUUUUCUCUCGGAUGUCAAACCUCACCUCAUACCUCACUGUGCAUUAUAGAACUCAUUCAGGAGAGAAGCCCUAUGAAUGUAAUGAAUGUGGGAAAAAGUUCCACCACAGGUCAGCCUUCAAUAGCCAUCAGAGAAUUCACAGGAGAGGGAAUAUGAACGUACUUGACAUGGGAAUGCUCCUCUGA
Molecule: messenger RNA, 2058 nt
Organism: Lipotes vexillifer (Yangtze River dolphin)
Lineage: Eukaryota; Metazoa; Chordata; Mammalia; Artiodactyla; Lipotidae
Gene: RBAK
Product: RB associated KRAB zinc finger
Exons: 4
Coding region: 94-2058 (654 amino acids)
Biological process (GO): regulation of transcription by RNA polymerase II
Cellular component (GO): nucleus
Molecular function (GO): RNA polymerase II cis-regulatory region sequence-specific DNA binding; DNA-binding transcription factor activity, RNA polymerase II-specific
Source: RefSeq, a predicted model, not a curated record